CGGCCCGACACCACCGCGACCAGGAAACGCGACCAGGGAUUCCGAAACGUUUCCGCCAUGGAAAAACUCCAGGAGCAGUUUGACUCGGAUUCCGAAUCAGGAUCCAACUCCGCCUCGGGCUCCUGCUCGAAAGCAAAAGCUCUACCUAGCUUUUGGGAGGCGUAUCGUCUCCUUGGGCAGUGCUAUGAGGCCGAACAUGCCCGACCUGUGACUCCUGUGGCGCCUUCGGCUCCCUCGGGACCCCGGCCCUUGCAGUUGCGCUUGCCCCGAGAAGAGAUCGCGGACAGCGGCGUUCCCGGGGCCGUUCCCGCCGUGCCGGCCAUUGUGGGUACAGCAUCGGUGCCGCCGAUCUGGCGGAACCAGUCCUUCCAGGAAUCCCUUGGGGGCAACAGCGACAGGUUAGCACCAAUGACUUCGUCGAUUAGUCGCCGUGACAGUCGACCAUCCUUGACCCUGACGGCGAAGGCAGCCGAGGAAGCGGUCGCGCGAGCGCUGGGUCAUCGCCUGCAACAUGUCCUAACCUCGGCGGACACCACAGCAUCGCAUUGUGUGGAGAUGAGAGAUUUGCCCGAGGACGUAGAUCAAGCAAUCUUUGCCCCGCGGGCCUGGUGGGAACCGCAGAGCUGGAACUUAUCGCCGAUUGCUCCGCGGCAACGGACCUCCUUCACCGUCACCCUCAAUUUACACAGUGCGACGGGCACAGCUCCGCGCUGGUUAGCUGCGCUGAUUGUUUGUCCCAAUGCAAAACGUCGAGCCUUCUGGGACGCCUUCAGUAUUUGUUGUUUGCUUCUGGAGUUGAUUUUCCUUCCAUUGAGCGUCUUUGCUGUUGAGUGGCCUUGCUCCCAGCCAACCUCCGUGGAGAUCUUCCUGCAUGUCUUUUGGCACUUGGACAUCUUGAUGACGUUCAUCACGGCCAUCUACUGUCGUGGUGAGUUGGUCGUGGCUCCCAAACGCAUUGCCAGAAACUAUGCGCAGGGAUGGUUAUGCUUCGAUGUUCUGUACGUUGUUGUGAACUGGGCCAGUCUCUUGGGUUCUUGCUCCAGACACUCACAGCGGUCAUGGCUGGUUCUUCGCUUCUGUCAGCUGGCACUGCGCUUGAUACGACUCUGUCGCCUAAAUCAGAUGACCGAAUCCAUCAAGAAUCGACUGAGCUCGGAGACUCUGACGGCUGGAAGCAAUAUCCUUCAGAUCACAGGCCAAAUCCUUUUGGUCCAUCAUCUUUUGGCAUGCGUGUGGUUUGUGGUGGGUCAGCUGGAUGAGAAGAAUGGCUGGGUGGCAGUUUACUUGAAACAACCUUCGGUGGGCUACAGCUACACCACCAGUUUGUACUGGAUGUUCUGCCAACUUGGAUUUGGGAGCACCAACAUCGAACCUGAGACAACCCUUGAAAGAAGCUUCGCACUGAUGGUGGCCUUUAUGGCGUUGGGCAUUUUCUCCAGCUUACUGGGCACCAUCAGUGCUACGGUUCUCAAUCUGAACAAGUCCAUGGAGGAGAAGCGUUUGCACUUCCGGGAACUCAAGCAGUUUCUAUCGCACCACCGCAUCAGUGAUGAGCUGUCACUGCGAGUAUGUCGGUUUUUGGAACAUGCGUGGGCUUUGAAGAACGAGGUGGUGCUGGAGAGUUCGGUUCAGAUCCUAGAGCUUCUCUCUACACCUCUACGCCGAGAGCUCCGCUACGCCCGCUACGAAUCGUGCCUCAAAGAGUUAGGCUUUAGCGCCAUGACGCAGCAGCUCUCACUGCAGCUCCACUCGAAGACCCUGGCGGCGGCGGACACCGUCUUUGAGGCUGGCUCUGUGGCAGAGGAGGCGUACUUCCUGUCUGAGGGGUCUUUGACCUACACGUGGGGCGAAAAAAAGGUGUCCUUUAGCGAGAAAGACAAGUUCGGAUGGUUGGUGGAGAUAUGCAUCUGGACCCCCUGGGUGCAUGUGGGAGAGUUAUCUACCAGGACUGUAAGCAAUGUCGAGAGUAUGCAAAUCGAGCCUUUCUUUGAAUGCAUCUGUCGAUCGCUAGAUGUCUUGCAACUUGCUCGAAGCUAUGCAGAAGAUUUCGUGGCCAACAUGAAUUCCUAUGCAGCUGUCACAGAUUUGUGGCAUCCAAAUCUUUGUCACCAAGACAUUGAGAGGAGUGAGUCUUUGCCACCCAAGGUGCCAAAGAGAAAUCUCUUCCUUUCUGGAGAUUUUGGAUCCGUCGUGCCACUUCAAUAAUUCAGGUGCCCUUCAGGUUGCGGUCUGGCAGUGGUACACAAAGACACCUGUGUGAC
This is a messenger RNA of Cladocopium goreaui, 2261 nucleotides long. The record is from the annotation of a GenBank genome assembly. NCBI's taxonomy places the organism in Eukaryota, Dinophyceae, Suessiales, Symbiodiniaceae.